AUGCACACCAUAAAACGCCGCCUCUCCUCCACCGGCCGAGCGCAAAGACAAUCCUCCCUCCAAGCCCAAAAUGCAGACGCCGACCUCGCGAAAAUGGGCUACACAUCCGACCUCCCACGCUCUCUCAGCAUGUUAAGCAUUCUAGGCCUAUCUUUCGCCAUCAUGGCCGUGCCCUUCGGCCUCUCCACCACCCUCUACAUCACCUUAACCGACGGCCAAUCCGUCACGAUAAUCUGGGGAUGGGUGUUGGUGUCGCUGAUAAGUUUGAGCAUUGCGGCGAGUUUGGCGGAGAUUUGUGCGGUGUAUCCUACGGCUGGGGGUGUAUACUACUGGUCCGCAAUGAUGUCGACACGAAAAUACGCCCCUAUCGCUUCCUGGAUCACGGGCUGGUUCAACCUCGUGGGAAACUGGACCGUGACCCUCUCCAUCAACUUCUCGGGAGCACAACUGAUUCUCUCGGCCAUAGGAUUGUGGCGAGAAGACUGGAGUGCGAAUUCCUGGCAAACAGUGCUCAUGUUCUGGGCAUGGAUGGGAGUAUGUUUCGCCGUCAACGCCUUCGGGAGCAAAUACCUGGACUUGAUCAAUAAGGUUUGUAUUUCCUGGACGGCGGCGAGCGUGCUGAUAAUUAUCGUGACGUUGCUGGCGAUGAGCGAUAACUAUCGCAGCGGGGAGUUUGUUUUUGCGCAUUAUGAUGCGAGUGCCAGCGGGUGGCCGGAUGGUUGGGCGUUUUUCGUCGGAUUGCUGCAGGCGGCGUAUACGUUGACGGGAUAUGGAUUGGUGGCGUCGAUGUGUGAGGAAGUACAGAAUCCUGCGAGAGAGGUUCCUAAAGCUAUGGUAUUGUCCGUUGCCGCGGCGGGCGUUACGGGGAUCAUUUAUUUGAUCCCACUUCUGUUUGUUUUGCCGGACAUUCAGACGCUGUUGGAUGUGGCGAGCGGACAGCCUAUUGGGACACUUUUCAAGAUUGUCACUGGUUCGGCCGCAGGAGGUUUUGGGCUGUUGUUUUUGAUCUUGGGCAUCUUGUUCUUUGCUGGUGUUGGCGCUCUCACGGCGUCGAGUCGAUGCACGUAUGCGUUUGCGAGAGAUGGUGCCAUUCCUGGAUACAAAUGGCUGGGCACAACGAACAAGACUCUCGAUAUUCCACUUUGGGGCCUGGUUUUGUCGACUAUUGUCGACUGUCUGCUAGGUCUGAUCUACUUUGGCUCGACAGCUGCAUUCAACAGCUUCACUGGUGUAGCCACCAUCUGUCUGUCAUGCGGAUACGGCCUACCCAUCCUGGUAUCUGUGCUACGAGGAAGGAAAAUGGUAAAGUACUCGUCCUUCCCUCUGGGAAAGUUCGGUUUUGCCAUUAACAUUUUGUGUCUUUGCUGGAUUGCUUUGGCCAUUGCACUUUUCUGCAUGCCAGUCAGUCUCCCAGUCACCGCUGGAUCAAUGAACUACGCUAGCGUUGUCUUUGUUGGAUUCGCAGCAAUGAGUUUUGCUUGGUACAUCAUCCACGGCCGAAAGAACUUCACUGGUCCUCCCGUCGUGCAAGAUGCGGAUCCUACGCUCGAGGGUAAGCCGCAUCCGAUUGAUGAAGAUGGAGAGUUAGGGGUGGAGACGGAAACUAAGCUGGCCAUGAAAGAAUCAUGA
Messenger RNA from Pseudocercospora fijiensis CIRAD86, 1629 nucleotides. RefSeq lists its product as uncharacterized. Bases 1 to 1629 code for a protein of 542 amino acids. Gene Ontology annotation, molecular function: transmembrane transporter activity. The record is from RefSeq and is a predicted model, not a curated record. Gene Ontology annotation, biological process: transmembrane transport. The transcript has 3 exons. NCBI's taxonomy places the organism in Eukaryota, Fungi, Ascomycota, Dothideomycetes, Mycosphaerellales, Mycosphaerellaceae. Gene Ontology annotation, cellular component: membrane.